Molecule: messenger RNA, 13779 nt
Organism: Solenopsis invicta (red fire ant)
Lineage: Eukaryota; Metazoa; Arthropoda; Insecta; Hymenoptera; Formicidae
Product: octopamine receptor beta-3R
Exons: 5
Coding region: 6786-8021 (411 amino acids)
Biological process (GO): adenylate cyclase-activating adrenergic receptor signaling pathway
Cellular component (GO): membrane
Molecular function (GO): octopamine receptor activity
Source: RefSeq, a predicted model, not a curated record
UAAUAUAAUAUUUAUGUAGUGAUAUAUUACGUAAUGAAUAAUAUAAAAUUUUUUGUAAUUUUGUAUUUUUAUAAAUAUUGUUUGUGUAAUAAAAAAGUUUCUUCAUUAAAUUUAAAAUUAUUAUUAUUAUAGAAAUAAGGACUUCACACAUUUCACUCAUUUUGGGCGCAGAGUUUCUCUAGAAAAUUUUAUAUAUUUAAAAAUAAAAUUAAAAAAAAACCAAAAUAAUGGUAAACCAUAGUUUUAUUUUUAAAAAACCACGUGAUUUAAACCGUGGUUUAAAUUGUGGUUUAAACCAUUUGGUUUAAACCAUGCCAACCAUGCAAAAAAUUAUUGCAAAUUUUAAAACGAUAUUAUAAAAACUAGCGAAUAACAGUUUGAAUGCAAGUGUUGUUAACUUUGACGGUAAAAGUGCAUGACGCUAUCGUACAUUGAAAAUAUUAGUGAGGAUAUUAGCUACAGUUUAAAUAAAUAUUGUCUGGAUACACUUUUACUGUCCCGGAAAAAUUGGGUAGAUUGAUAAGAAAAGCAAAACAAGAUGCAUUAAACAUUUUAGAAAAGAACAAAGAUUGUAUACAGUAUAGAGUGCGCCGAUUGCAAUGCUUUGUACAUUGUGCAAACUAAACGCCAUUUAGAAACACGCGUCAAAGAACGCAGAAAUAAUGUUGAAAAGUAUGAAAGCGGCCACUCUGUCGUACACAAACACCGAGUAAUCGUGAAUUUAAUUGGUCGGCACAAAUUUUAUAUGAUAAAAAGAACAGGGCAAAAGAGAGUCUGUGGAAACGUUUUUUAUAACAAAAAAAAACCACAAUAACACAAUUAACCUACAAAAAGACACUGAAAAUUUAAAUCUGAUUUAUAACGUGUGCUUAAUGUUCUUCCUAAUCUCUCGUUUCUUUUUUCGUUUUAUCAAGAUGUACGUGCUUUUGACAAUCGUUGACUUAUCUUAUUAAUUUUAAAUACUUAAAUAUCAAAUUUUGCUGCUUUAUGCAUACACUGUUGGUAAUGGAAACACGUAAGCCCAGUAGAUAUUUUGUGUUUUGUUCUUCUUCUCAUUUAUUUCAAAGUUUCUUUUUCUUUUUAGUACUGAAUUGAUGAAAUCUUUAGAAAGAACUCACGGAUGGUCGUGUGUUUCCAUAAUAAAUGUUUCGCAUUAAUAUUAAUGUUUCAACCGACUCACUUGAAAAGAACCUAAACCUAAGGUCGAAACGUUGUGAAUAAAUUUAAUUGUUAAACACAAUUCUUGAUUAAAUUCUAAUUAUUUAUUAUUAUAAAAACUGUUAUAUCAUUUGAUACAAUAGAAAACGUUUUCUAAUAAAAAUAACAGUAUAUAUUUAUAUUUCCAAAGUUUCUUUCUCUGCAGAGAAAGGAGUACAAUCUUAUAUAAGGAGUACAAUCUUAUAUAAGGAGUACAAUCAAAGUGACAUUAGCGAUCCUCUGUUGCAACAGCCUCAUCAUUUAUUUUUCAAAUAAUCAAUCCAGUACGAUUCAUAUUUUGACGGAAGAAAUGUUUCAUUAAUGAACUAAUGAAUAUUUCAUAUACAUUAUUUUUGUGCUCUGCUGCGCUUCUGGAUUUAGAUAGAUAUGACGUAAACUUUUGUUCCCUGUAACUACUUACUUUUAUUCGCCGAUACGUAUGGCGAUACGAGAGUUGCGAAAUAUGGCAUCGAUUGAGGCGGAAUUGUUCGCGAGCGUGUGCAGUUAUUGAGAUAAAUUAGUAUAAUACGCCGCUAAGGUUGCAGCAAUAAAACGUCAUUUCUUUUCUCGAGAUCUCGGAUCAAGGUUUCCUCAAUCAUUAUGCUUCUGCGCAUUCACUACGUACGAGUAAUUUACCGAAUGAUUUUGACUUUUUGCGUUGGGUUUCUUAAAUAAUACUUUCUCUCUCUCUCUCCUUCUCCGUCUUUUUUUUUUUGUAAAGAACUCAAUUUUAUCGGUGCGCUUUCAUUUAUAUCUGAAGCUGCACUUAUGUGCAAUCUAAAGCGAACUGAUUACUGUCAUUGCUGACGAAAAUAAACGGUGGUAAAAAGUUGACGAUAAAAAUAACUCACGAACUAUACAUUUCCUCGCAGACCGCCCGUUUUCCAUAUUAUAAUUAGCAUCGGCGGCUGCACCCUUCACUUAUACUCAUGUCGUAUAUGCAAAUAUUUGUACGGCGUAAAGACAAUGCAUUUCUAUGCAUAUCCAAGCUCGAGCAUCCAAAUAUGCGACCUUAUAUCAUUCAAACAAUAGAAUCGUCCGGCGAAGUCGUUAGUGAACGCAAAACAAUAGAUCUGUUCGUUUUACUUGUGUUUCUCUACCCGAUGUACUUUUCCUCUCCCUUCUAUAUUUAGAACAUUAAUCAAGUUCAAAUAAUAACAAAAAUGAAAUGCUUUUAAAUUUGGUACGUCUCUCUGAAUAGAACUUCACAAAUGGUCUCUCCACUCUUUUCGAAAAGAAAAAAAUUAAUUACUUUAUAAAAGUACUAAAAAAUACUAACGUGCGCAUUCAUGCAGAGUUUGAAACGUUACUUCAUAAAAGUAACACGUUAUGGUUACUAUUACUUUUUGUAAAAUGUAACUCGUUACUGUUAUACGUAGUAACGAUCUGUCACUUUGUUUGUUACUCUUUUGAAAUGUUAAAAAAUAAGAUAUUAGAUUUUUUUAAAUUCUAUUAUUUAAUAAUCUAUAUUAAAUGUAAUCAUCAAUACAUUAAAAUUUUAAACUUUAAACUAGAUUUUAUAUAAUAAAGUUUUUUUUUGUUUAUAUUAAACUUAUCUGUUAAAUCUUCUCGGUACGUGACCUGAAUAAGGUCCAAUUAAUUUAUUUUUUAAAAACUUUAUUUUACGGAAAUCAAAAUAAACUCUUUAUUACAAUUAUAAAAAUAUAAUAUAAUUUCUACCUAAAUAUUGGUAAAUAAACAAAAAAAUUUGUUCACACAUUUUUGUAAACAGACAUUGGGUCUUAUUUUACAUGCUUAUAAAUAUAAUAAAAUUCGAAUAAAAAUCAAAUUGAAAAUAAUAAAGAAACUAAACAUUAUCUUCUAAAUCAGUUAUAAAAUAAAUAUUAACAAAAAACGAAAUUCUCUAAGGUUUACUGUGUUGUUAAACAUCAAAAUAAUCUUUAAUCUGAUUUUUAAUUAAUCUUCUAAUUUUGAAAAUUUUUAGCUAUUUGGAUACAAUUGUUUUAAUCUUGCAAAAGUUAACUACAUUGAAAUCCUUAUCUUUUGGUGUAAACUGGACUCACAAUAGAGUCCGAUGGAAAAUUCGGUUUCGGUUUCGGUUACGGCCAAUUUCGGCUAAAAAUUGAUGUUUCGGUUAGAGUUCGGUUUCAACCGAGAUUGCAAAGGAAUUUCGGGAAAACUGAUCCAGUUUUGACUUGCAACACCUUGCAAUACUGAGUGAAAUAAAAUUUACAAUACAAAACAAUUAUUACUUAAAAUUUAUCAAUUAUAAAGUCUAUUACCGAUAUAAACCUUGUUGGAGCGUGAGAUAGUAAGAAUAGUGAAAAUCUUCUACAUUAUUUUACAAAUAUAAUUAAUUAAUGAAAACUCUGGCAGUCAGUUUCGAUCCUCUUCAGUGUAACAAUAAUUUAUAUGCGGACUAAAGAAAGAACUCGGAGUAUUAACUUACAAACUAUAAUAACCGCGAGAGAAGACUCAUAUCGGUUAUUGUUUUUAUAACUAAUUUAUUCUUAGCGCAAUAAUUAGCCUUUAUAUUAUUAAUGAAGUAAGGAGGUAACAAUAAAUUGAGCAAUUUUAUCUUAUUAACUAAAAACUCAUUUUAUGUUAAAUGUUUAUUAUAUCCAAUGAUUUUCCGAAGACUUAAAAAUAGUUUUAUUUUAUGUUUUGAAAUCGUGUUGUUAUUGAAAUGAUAUGGUUAUAAUAUUAGGGUAUUAUAUAACAUGCUAUAGAUUGUGAUAAUUGAAUUAUAAUACUAGAAUGGUGAUAAUUUAUAUAAUUAUUUCAAUACUUAAAUUAUGAGAUUUAUAAAAAAAGAAGUAAACGAUAUAUAUAUGUGUGAUAUACAUAUAUGUACGUGGGCAUUGUAUAUGUAUGUAGUUUUUUUAGGAUUUUCAUGAAACUUGCGGUUUUCGGUUUCGGUUUCGACUGCAAUUGACACAUGACCGAAUAUUCGUUUUCGAUUUCGAAAUUAAAGAAGAUUGUUUUGGUCAGACUCUACUUCAUACAAAUAAUAAAGAUCAUAAAGCUGACUAUACAAGUGACUUUAUUUAAUAAGUACGUUAUUACUAAAAAAGUAUACUUAAUAAAAUAUAUAAAUUUUUUUUCUAUAAUUGGAAUGAAUAAUGUUAUAAUAAACUAUGAUGUACUAUAAAAUAGAAUAGUUUAGUUUUCAGUAAAUUUUUGUGAAAACUGCUUGUACACCCACUUUGUCACGACCCAAAUUUCGUGCAAAAGCAAAACAGCGCAAUUUAUUUGUUAGCAACUGUCGCCGUCAUAUUGCCAUGAUGGUGGCAGAAUUAUUUGCUUAAACUUUUGCUUGCACGUUGCCAAAAUAAUAUAAUACUUUUUAUCUUAUUGUCAGAUGUUGCCGCUCAAAAUUGCCGUAAUCAUCCUUUUUCUGCCGCAAUUGUUGGAAAGUUGCUGUAAAGUUGCAAUACUCAGUUUCCGUGUUUUUUUGCUUACAAAAUAUUACAUCAAAUGAGGACUCAUCUUGUCGGCAACUUGCUUGCAACAAGUUUAACAAGUUGCCGGUAAAAUGUCGACGAAAUGUUAAAUGGGAAGUUUUUGUUGCAUUAAACAGAUGGUUUACUUCUAAGUUCUAAUUCCCUAGCCUCCCUUUACCUACUUUCCGUAGUGUGCAAAAUGCGUUUUUAUGUGAGCGUUUUUAAAUUCAAAAGCGAGUCUUAUUUGGCUCAGGUACUAUAAUUCUUUAUAUUAACAUCUUUAUUUUUUAGUAUAUUUAUCUUUAUAGAAAAAAUUGAUAGAAUUCAUAGAAUAGGCAAUUCAUGAAAGCAGAUUUUAUCCAAAAUUCAUUAUUUUUAAAUUAUUAUUAAUAAUGUUACAAGUAUAUCAUUUCUCGCCAGAACCAAAAAAUCUUUAGCUUUACGUUAUAUGUAUAUUAUAGACUUUCCCGUACCAAUGGGCAUUGACUAUCGGAGGCUAAAUAUAAAAUACAAAAUAUUUUUUAACAUUCGAAGUAUGUUAUAAAAUAUAAAAAUAACAAAACUUAUAUAAUUGCAUUUGCUGCACGUAGCCUUUGAUCUGGUACGCAGAUUACGGUUUAUGUAUAUCUGCGCACUAAAAAGCUGCGCGAAUUUAUUGAAUUUAUUGAAAAAGGUACAAAAAUAAUAAAGAACUAACACAUAAUGGUAAAAAAAAAUUGAAUUUAUUACUGUAGUAUAACGAUGUUACUAUUACAGGCUGAAAAGAGUAACGAUUUUCACCGAAAAAAAGAGUAGCGAUAACGAUUGAAAGUUAGAAGUAGCACUCUAUGUUUUCCAACCGUGCAUACAAGCACGUGUACGCGUAUAAUGAACAGCGUAUUUCGCGUAUGCAUAAAGAAGGUUAAUUACACGGAAACAUAUGAGAUAUUGUUAUAUUAACUCACUUUACAUUACGUUAUGUCGCACUUUGUAUGUUUUCACAUGAAAUUACUCAAAUAAUUGCGAGCGUUAAAAUCAAAGGUCAUGCAGUUGCUUUACCCAAGAGUAGGAGUGUAGAAUAGGAAUUGGACAUACCUCUUGUACGUCCAAUUGAUUUUACAUAUAAAUCAUUUACACAACUUAUGUUGUUAUUUCGCAUGUACAUCUCAUGUUUCACUUUACCUUAUCUGAAAGUAAACGCGGAUGCUUCGAGUCAAAGGUUAAAUUAUCAAUAUCCCGCUUUGGUAUCCCUUUCUUUAUGCAUUGCUAUACACGGCGAAGGGCGGCACUAGACGAGAAAGCAAGAGAGAGGUAAAGAGAAAGAGAAAGAGAGAGAACGAGAGAGUUCGAGGGGGAGAGAAACGCGGCGCCGUAGCGAACGUCGCGACGCUCAGUCUACCGGCGUCGUCCGAACAUGUACGAUCCGUCAAGGCGUUACUACUCUCCGCUACUCGAAAUCGCCGCCACCGACGACGACGACGACGACGACGACGGUCUCGUCGCGACCUUGCCCGCGAAAGAUCGAUCCGACAGCAUGUCGCGGAUUAGAGCGGAACACCGGUGUCCUAGAACCGGUCCUGCCAACGUUUCUCCAACUAACAGUGCAGUUUAAAGAAUUGUGGUUUAAAGAAUUUAUAUCAUAUAUAAAUACAAUAUAUCGCUCCUUCAUUGUUUACGGAAGACUUUGAAGAAAUACUCAACAGGCACUGAACUUCAUUCGACAUUGAAAGCUCAGUAGUAACAAGUAGCAGCAUACAAGUGAUACUCGAUAGUGUUCAGUAGAAAAAUAAAAAGAAUAUAUGUAUAACAAGUUAUUUCAAAUGCAGAUAAUGUUCACCAUCGAACAAACAAUAAAGAUCAAAUUUACAAAGUACAAAGACUGUCACGAACAACGUAAGAAUUAGAGAGAGAUUUGCUUUAAAUGAAAAUAUACAAAAUUACGUCGCCACUUAAAAUAAGUGUAAAUCACUAUUACUAUGGAAAGUGAUUGUGAUAACUGGAAAACUACAGUGAACAGACACGUAGAUUGGAAAUAAUAAGUGUUACUUUCGUGUACAAUACAAAAAUCUAGCUCGUUUCAAAGAUGAGAUAUUUAAUUAGCCAUCAUAACGCCAUGAUCCAAAGACGGCUAUAAAAAUCGACGCAAGUGUCGAUAAACCUUAAUAAAUAAAACGCUUAAUAUGACAUUGCAACUUCCGAUCUGGAAUGGAAGUCAGUGAGCCUCCGGAUGAGGAGGUCUACCGCCCAAUAUUCAAGCUCAAUCUUUCUUCAAGCCUCGAGAAUGUUCCUCUUUUUCAAAACGACCUGAGCGUUAGCGCCGAAUCAGGAAACGUCAGCUUAAUCGCUCUUAAAGGCAUCAUAAUGGUCAGCAUCAUCGUCACCGCUUUAUUAGGCAAUGCUCUGGUGAUUGCCAGCGUUAGAAGACACCGGAAGUUACGGGUGCCCACCAAUCGCUACGUAGUUUCUUUAGCAAUGGCGGAUCUCCUGGUGGCGGUGUGCGCCAUGACGUUCAACGCUUCCGUCGAGCUUUCCGGUGGUAAAUGGCUUCUAGGAAGCAUCAUGUGUGACGUGUGGAACUCGAUGGACGUCUAUUUCAGCACCGCCAGCAUCCUCCAUCUAUGUUGUAUCAGCGUCGAUAGGUAUUACGCGAUAGUGAGACCGUUGGAGUACCCAGCCAUUAUGAGGACUGUAACAGUUACUGCCAUGCUGAGUAGUGCCUGGACUCUGCCGGCUCUGAUUAGCUUUAUACCUAUCUUUAUGGGCUGGUACACCACGCAGCAACACUUGGAUUUCCGUCGCAAGAAUCCGCAGAUUUGCAUGUUCGUGGUGAACCUCCCGUAUGCGCUGAUCAGUUCCUGCGUGUCAUUCUGGAUCCCGGGCGUCGUGAUGAUCAUCAUGUAUUGCAAGAUCUACAAGGAGGCAAUCAGACAGAGAGCUGCUCUCAGUAGGGCAUCCAGCAGCACGGUGUUAAACAACGCUCACAUGCGCCGCUCCUCCGGCGGCUCCAGAAAUCCCUCUAGGACUUCGCAUCAGCUGCUGCUCCAUCCGAGCGACGCCAGCGAUUAUGGAAGACCGCUUUCUUAUAGAGCUUCAGCGGCGGAGCUCAACAUCGAGAACGGCACUUCGAUACGACAGCAAACGAAAAGUUGGCGAGCCGAACACAAAGCUGCGAGAACACUCGGUAUAAUUAUGGGGGCGUUUCUUCUCUGUUGGCUGCCAUUCUUCCUAUGGUAUCUGACGACGUCAUUAUGCGGCGAGGCCUGUUAUUUUCCGGACACGGUGGUAUCGGUGCUUUUCUGGAUAGGUUACUUCAACAGCGCCCUGAAUCCACUCAUCUAUGCGUAUUUCAACCGCGACUUCCGUGACGCCUUCAAGGAUACCUUAAAGAGCGCCUUGCCCUGCUGCGCCAACUGCUGGAAGACACCCUCGCAGUUCGUGUAGUUCGACACACGCAGUUCGAGUCCGAAAAAUUCGCCCCUGAAAGGCGAGUUCAAAGCUCCUUUUUUUUCCUCAACAGGUUUCCAGCCAAAACGAAUUCGAGCCGCUUCGUAACAGCGAUUUUUGGACGCCAAUCGACGCUGUUUGCAAUUAACCCUUAUUGCGCGGAUAUAUUGACUUCGCCCGUCGCUUUUCCGUUAUUCGCAACUUGAUACCUAUGGCCAUUACACUGUAAUUGUCAAUCAUCAUGUAAUGCGCACUUUGUAAAUUGCAUUCCUUCAAUCUGACCAACACAUGUAACAAUUUUUCACUAAAAUAUGUGACAUAGAUAUUAUUAUUUUUAAAGUUUUAAAUAAUUCAAUAAACAAACAAAAAACAAAAUAAAAUACGCGCAACAAAUAGACUUCAGAAGCUUUAAUCUAGGAAAAAAUUAUAUAUUACAUUAAAUUUCAUAUCAUAUGUAUUUUAAAAGUAUUUUCUCUUUUUAAUACCUUGUGAAAAUUGAUUGGCUUAGAUCGUUUUAAUUUUAUAAUUUAUCGGCUUUUGAAUCUCAAUAAUUACAUUUAACAACAUUCAAAAGAAUUCUAAAAACUUUUAUGAUUUAACGUGGUUUUUAAAUCUGAAUAUAAGCAAUUUAACAAUAUUGAAAGAAAAUAAACAUAUGAUAGAUAUCAUUCUUAAAUUAAAACCAUUACACCGUGUACAUUAAAACCGAAUUGAAGUUUGCGUUAAAUGAUAAAGGGUUAAUCGCAAAUCGGCGGUUCUUAAAGUGCGAGUUCCUAUCAGAUACUACCACAGUCAUUGUUCGAUGGUGCGACGAUCGGCGCGUAAUUGCCUUCCACGUAAUCGCAUCCCGAAAUACAUCCGGUAAUGUGUAAUCCACGCUAUCAUAUCGCCUCGGGAGGCGCGCGACAAACGCUUUCGAGAGAUUCAAGAUCGAAAUUAAUGCUUUCCAAGAGCGGAGCCGUUAAAACGGGUAUUAGCGAAUAUAAUCGACGUCAUUAGUGAACGAUGGUCGAUGCUUCGGAUCAGAUCGGUUGCGAGGCUGAAAUCCGGAUUUUUCUUUCGGCGUCGAUGAGAAGAAAUCCAUUAAAAUGUCAUAAAAUUAAGAGGACUUUUAGAAAAUUUACAGCAGCGAUUAUUCGUUUGUGAAUACUUGAGGAAAAUUAAUGAAAGUGGAACAGUGGAAUCCAUAUGGAAAUCGUAUAUUGAAUAUUUUUUUAAAAUAUGCAAUAAUUUUCUUCGUCCGCGACGAAAAUUCGUGCAAGAGCACGAGACGUCGCGGAAAGCGGCAGCAACAGUUAAAAUAUUCGCGCGAGGAUAGCGACGCACGCCGGAAAUUACACGGAAUGCGGAUAUAUACGUGCAAGGCACGAGGGGAUGAAAGAGGAGUUAAUCUGUGUUUACUCUGUACAUACGUCGAGACGGCCGGCUAGCGCUAAUUAGAUGUAAUUAUUAGCGCGCCGGCAUAUACAAGGCUGUAUACCAUACGUAUAACACGAGACACUUAUUAACGUGGUGAGGCCGUGUGUAACAUUAUCGUAAUCAUGAAACAAUAACGCCGCGAUGGGUCAGCACGCAGCGGGAUAAGGAGACAUCCAUCGCGUGCGCCAUUUUGCCUGUAUAAAUGUACCAUACUAGCAAUAAUCGAAGGCGGAAUUGUAAAUAUAUAAUAACGGGAGAGUGAGUGGCUUGUCGUUUUUGUAAGUAUAACAAAUAUAACAUGUAUCGGCGUCGAGUUCUGUGUGUUUUACGUGUCGCUUGCAUGUACACGAUAGGAAAUUUGAGCCGAGAAUACCGUAGGGUGACAUAAUUAAAUAGACAGUUCAUUGUUCAAAUAUAUACUUUUAUUUCUUCGAAUAAUAAGAAGAUUGAAUAUUUAUUUAAUUCGAGAGAGAAAGAGAGAGAGAAAGAGAGAAAGAGUGUGUGUGUGUGUGAGACCUCUGCUAAAUUAUAUUAAACUAAAUUGUAUAACGCGUGGUGUCUCAUAUCACAACCGCGCGUGCUUAUUCUUCAAAGAAGUAAAGAUAUAUAUUUAGGUGAAAGGUAGCUUACUUAUGUCAUCCUAGUAUAUAUGUACCUGUAGAGGUAUUCCGUAUUUUGUUAGAGUACUCUCUUGCGUCAGUAUCUUAAAACAUUGGAAAAUAUCGCUUGCAAUAACACUACAGCAACAAAUAUUGAUGUAACUCCGUAUAUGUCAGGUAAUCGAAAAAAUCGUAGAUAUCUUACCAACUUCGUCCCGUAUUCUAUAUAAUAAAAAUAAAGAGAGUACACACCUGUAAAAUAAUAAAAGUGAAGAAAAAGGCUCGACUUUCAUAAAAUCGAAGUAUAACGAACUGGAAGCCAAUUACAUUGAAAAUAACAAUUUCAGUUAACGUAUUGAAGAACGGAAAAAAGGGAAGAAAAAAAAUCUGAAGAACAAUAGCCGGUCUAUAUUUAGACCGCGAUUUGAAUGGAAUUGUUAUUUUUCAUGACGGCUCUCUUUUAAUUCGAUAUAUUUCAACUUUAUUACUUUAUUACAGUCUGACUCUGCGCGUGAUAUUAUUUUCAAUAAGAUAUCGACAGACGUCGCAAUAUUAACGCAGUACGGAAUACCUUUUCUGCAUCAAUGUGACGGUCUAUUUAAUCGACCGUCUUCACUUGCUUCUGGAUAAUUAUUCCAGAGAGAGAGAGAGGGAGAGUGCGUGAGUGAGACAGAAUGAGUGAAAGAGAGAAAGAGAAAAAAGAAAGAGAGAAAGGGAGACUAUGUUAACGUGCGCAGUUACGCGGACCGUCCGAGUAAAGACACUAAUUAGCAUAAUUCCCCGUUAGGCACGGCUUUUCCGUGUGUCCUUUCUGACAAAUCAUCUUUUUUACGUUCCCUUAAUGAAACUCGCCGUGAAAAUCAAGUCGCUCUACAGUAGCUUUAUCGCAGAUCCUUUAAAAAUUCGCCAUCGAAUUCGUCUCGCCGUUCGUAAACGCGCCAAUGUCAAAAAGACGAAGCUCGACGAUCGGCGCGAGCCAUCGGCAAUGGGAGAAGAAAAUAUAGCGAAAGAUUACUGAAAGGGAUUAUUACAAAAAAAAAAGUUUGAGAUCACGGAGAUCUUGAAAUACGGGAUUAAAAUACUCGCUGAGAUCUGUGAGCAAAUGCACGAAUUAUGAAAUAAGUAAAAUGAUGAUUUUAAAUUACUCUUUGUUGAGAAAUAUCUUUUGCAGUCCUCUGAAACGGAAUCUGGCGGAAUCCGUGACUGCAAAAGACGGCACGGAUAUCUUCCAUUUUCGGUGAAAUAUUCGUUUACGUACAAAAAGAAUCUUACAAAUCUCACAAUACGUACGGGAAGAAGUCUUACAAAUCUCACAAUACGAAUCGAGAAGAAAAAAAUAAAAUUCUAAAGAAAAAAAAAAAGAAAUAGUUGGAUUAUAUCGGCGCGUUGUACAUAUAUUAUUUAUUUUCUACGAUUUAAUUCCUUUUUACGUGCUUUUCGAUAAAUUUCGGGUUUCAAUAAAAACCAUCGUAAUAUCGCGAAGCCAUGUUUCGCGUAUCUUUGCGCAGCCCGGUAUCGUUCGGACUGCUUUUAUAGCUGACUCGGCAAAACAUCAUCAAGCAGUAUCCCGAUUUAUAUCGAAUCGCUAAUUAAUCCUAUCCGCUACAGUCAGUCGCGAUAAUAACAAUUGCUAUUAUCCCUGGACACGAUUGUUCCGGACGCUGGACGUAUAUAGAUAUAUUGGACCAAAUUGCGCGCGUCGUCAUUUCAGAGUUACUCCAAAAAAAAGGAUUAUUUUGUAGAGAUUGAAGCAAUUAGGAAUAUCAAUAAUAUCACCGUGAGCACACUUUUAUUCCGGAUCGUCAGUUAUACGAAACGGUUUUUAAUUGAUUUAGUCAUUUAUUUGAGCGGUUUUCCUUCACAAAUAUGAAAUGUGUACAUAAUCUCGGAAACGUAAUCGGUAGAUACGUGCAAAGGGAAAGUAAAGAAAAGAACAGGAAAUUGGAAACUGAGGAAAUUAAAAAAUUAUAUAAACUGCUAUUAUACAAACAGAAGAUCUGUGUGCAAUGCAAUAUUAAAUAAAGAUAGCAAUGCUAAUUUGUGCUCUACUUGAACGUUAUUAUAAUUGAUUAAUAAUUGCAGACAAAUUUCAGUUUAAAUAAGUUAAUAUAUUCUUUUAAGAUCCCUUAAAAAUUGUAAUAUUCGCUCAUUAAUUCGGUUUCUUAUUUAUUUUUUUAUUAUUAACAUAAACGAGCUUGUCCGUUUGUUAUAAUAUAUUUUUAAUUUAUAUACCGGCGUUUCUAAUUGCGAGAACAAUUUUUUGAAUGAUCGAGAUAAUAUCAAUUUCUACUGGCGACAAAAACGCAGAUUAUAAUACGCAUCCAACGUGUAUCCAAGUACGAACCUGAGGCGAAUGUGGCGAAUUUUUCUAACGCAAGUGUUCCUUUUUCGACACGUCGACGCGAGUAUUAUUUUUCUAUAUACAUGUUCAUGUCGCGAUUAGUUGUGCCGUCGAAGCGUUUAAAUAUAUUUUAUAUCGGGCUUCCGUUCAAAUAAAUUUCGGCUGGUCGCAAUGUACGAGGGGAGAAAAACAAAAUUUAAAAUUGAUAAGCCGAUUUUCGUGCUUUGAUCUAAAAACGUUGCAUCAACUAAUUAAGAGGAAAAGUGUUCACCAAAUUGAAAUAUCAAAAUAGUAAAAUUAGAUUUCGUAAAAAUAUCAAAACAGCAUCAAAAAAUAAAAUAUUAAAGAGCAAACAUUUAUUAUUUGUUAAACUGAAUUUGCCUUUUUUAAAAAGAUGUAUGAAAAAAAUAAAAUAUAUGGUUAAAAUAAUCGAGUAAUGAUCCAACCAUGGAAAUUGUUCGAUCGUUUUUCCUUUCGCGUGAAAAAAAAUGCAGCGUUAGAUGGAAAAACUCUGGAUUAAUCACACCAAGACGUCUCCCGAGAUGUUUUCUUUUAUCAACGAUAUUCGCAAACAUGCCACAGAAUGGGGGACUCGAUGUACAUUUCGACCAGCGAAAUAAUCAAUCGGUAUCGCUUGUUCCGUGUGAACGCGCAAAUGUAUCCGACAAUCCCGAGGUGAAAAAAAUUUCAUCCCAUUGAAGAAACGGUGGUUUAACUUAAGUCAUGCUGUACACAGGGCCUAAUAAAUCAAGAGUAGCGAUUUAAACAAGGAAUUCUAGCAAUUCACUGCAAUGGCAAUUAUAGGGCGGCGUAGACGUUUUAAAAAGUGUCUAGCGGCAGAUCAGACACACACACACGCAGCAAAUAGAAUUAAGCGCGAAUGUGAGAAUCGCGAUGAAAGGACUGAUAUGUAGAUAUCUAUGUAAAUUGCGAGAACGAGAACAAGAAAUGGGGACGACAGAGUAUGAGAGAAAAAGAGCGGCUAUAAGUGAAUCGAGUCGGAGUAAAAUGGACUCGAUUGAAACAUUUUGCGCGCGUCAUCUAUCGCUAGGCACUGUACACACGUGUAUCAUUUAAUAAUUAAUGCAACAUAUUCCAUACGAGUUUUUAGGAUACGUGCUUCUUUUUACUUCUUUUUACUUCUCUCUACGAAUGAAUCAUAUUAUUUAAUUUUUUUCUACAAGAGACAGCUUUCUUAAGUAUUUUCUUAGAAAAAUCAUUACUGACGAAAAGCGGACGUUUAUCCUUUCUGCCUAGCAUGUAUGUAAUUCCGCGAGUCAAUCUUACUCCAUUCGGUAACAGCUAAUGAGGGAGAAAAUGAGAGAGAGAGAGUGAAUGAGAGAGGGAGAGAGGGAGGGAAAAGACGAGAAAAUAAACGACAUUAUAUUAUGAAAGA